GGUUCUGAGAUCUUAUAGUGACCUUCCAGUACCUGAAGGGGCUCCAAGAAAGCUGGGAAGUGGCAGUUCAUAAAGGCUUGUGGUGACGGAACCAGGGGUAUAAACUGGAGAGGGGCAGAUUUAGACUGGAUAUCAGGAAGAAUUUCUUCAACAGGAAAGUGGUGAGACACUGGCCCAGGUUGCCCAGAGCAGUGGUGGCUGCCCCACCCCUGGAGGGGUUCCAGGCCAGGUUGGAUGGGGUUUGGAGCCCCUGAGCCAGUGGGAGGUGUCCCUGCCCAUGGCAGGGGUGGGACUGGAUGAUCUCUAAGGUCCCUUCCAACCCAAACUAUUCUAUGAUUCUGUGGUCUGACCCCAGCAAUUCCAUCCUCUUUUCAGUUUCAGAGGUGGGUGACUCUCCCAUCCUUAGGUCUCUUCCUUUCCUUGCAGGCUUGCUUGAAUCUGCAGGAAGAUGUGCUUCUUAGACAGCAUUUGCACCAUCAUCACUGUCUUUCAAAAAUAUGCGGAGGAAGAUGGAGACUACUCCAAACUCAGCCGAAGGAAGAUGAAAGAGUUAAUCCAGACGGAGUUUGCAGAUGUCAUAGCGAAGCCACGUGACCCUCAGACGAUUGACAAGAUCCUGUGGUUUCUGGAGUGGGAUGGUGAUGGAGAAAUAGAUUUCAAUGAGUUCUUGCUUUUGGUGUGCCGAGUGGCCAAGGCCUGCUACUGGUACCUGCCGAGAGGACCACUCUUUCUGCAGAAGACAAAGCUGACAGCCAGUGGCAAGACACUGCAAGAGCCUGAAAUCAAUAUCAGAGGGAGGCGUCAGCACCUCCAGGAGGAGGAACAACAAACCCGUGAGAGAAACCACCAUCCCCCCUGUGAACCUGAGCUGCAACGAGACACCAGGGUCAACGAGCUUGAAACAAGAGAGGAAAGAGGGAAUCACCACCAGCAACGUAACGCGAGAAGGAGAAACGAUGCAACACGAAGCAGCGAGCCGAGAGAGGCCAUCUCUCAGGAAUAUGAAGAACGAAGCCAAGAGCCACGCGACAAACAGAGGAGAGGUCAUCCACAGGAGGCCAACAGAAGAGAUGUACAACUCUGUGAGUGCAGAAGCUUGCGAGAAAACGAGCCUGGACUGCAGGCAGAUGAGAGGCAAAAUCAAGAGGAACUUCAACAAGAGCAAAGGGCCGAUGUGAGGAGUCGCAGCCAGACCCGAGAACCUCAACCACGGCAAAACCGGUGGAGUAGCCGUCAGCCCCAAGAGCCAGCAGUGCCAGCAGAUGAUCGAAGAAACCAGUGGCCACAAGAAACAGAUAGAGGAAGGAACAAUGAGCCACAUCAACCUGUAUUACUCAGAGAAGAGAGAAACCGCAACCAACUACGUGAGCUGGAACAAAAAGAAGUUGAAUACAGCAGUCAGGAACCACGUGAGCCUGAAUGCCUGGACUCCAGGUGCCCACAUCAGUCAUACGUACAAGAACCGCUAGAACUAGACCUCAGGUACCAAGACACCUGUGAGUCAGAAAGAGAUGGCUAUGAAGAAGAGAAGAACAAGGAAGAGGAUCUUGAUUAUCCAGAAAGUGAGAGAGAGAUCCGUUGGGUUCAGGACCGGGAAGAACGAGAUGGCAGAAGGAGGAGAGAGCCCAUGCAGGAGAGGACCAUCGUUCAUCAACGGGAGCUGGACCUGGAGGUUAUUGAGCGACGCAGUGAGCAGACCCGUGAGAGACGUGAAGAGGAAACACGCGAGCGUGAAGGUGAUGGAAGGAGACAACGUGAGUCAGUGAGAUACGAAAGGAGCCGAGAGACAGCAAUAGCAGCAGCAGAAGCUGAUGUGAAGGUCCAACGCGUGUCCCGGGAAGUGGAGCCACGUGAGGAUGUGGAAAGGAGGGAUCGUCUCCGCGAUAGGGGAGAACCGGAGGAUGAGAGGAGGGUUUCCAGAAGAAGAGGGAGAGACGAGCCCAUGCAGGAGAGGACCAUCAGUCACCAACGAGAGCUGGACUUGCAGGUCAUUGAGCGCUGCAGCUGCCAGACAGGUGAAAGGGAAGAGCGAGAGGCCACCACUGACCAGAGAGAGAUACACGAGAGACGUGAACGUGAAAUAUAUGAGCCCCAAGACGCUGGAAGGAGACAACGUGAAUCAGUGAGGUACGAGAGAACCCAAGAGACUGCAGCAGCAGCAGCAGAAGCUGAUGUGAAGAUCCAACGCGUGUCUCGGGAAAUAGAGCCACGUGAGGUUGUGGAAAGGAAGGAUCAUCACCGUGAGAGGGGAGAACCAGAGGAUGCACGGAGGAUUUGCCCAAGAAGAGAGACGGAAGAGCCCGUGUGGGAGAGGACCAUCAGUCGCCAACGAGAGCUGGACUUGGAGGUCAUUGAGCGACGCAGUGAGCAGACCCGUGAGAGACGUGAAGAGGAAACACGCGACCGUGAAGGUGAUGGAAGGAGACAACGUGAGUCAGUGAGAUACGAAAGGAGCCGAGAGACUGCAAUAGCAGCAGCAGAAGCUGAUGUGAAGGUCCAACGCGUGUCCCGGGAAGUGGAGCCACGUGAGGAUGUGGAAAGGAGGGAUCAUCCCCAUGAGAGGAGAGAAACAGAAGACAAGAGGAGGAUUUGCCCGAGAAGAGAGAGAGAAGAGCCCGUGCAGGAGAGGACAAUCAUUCGCCAACAGGAGCCCGACUUGGGUGUUGUUGAGAGCCGCAGCUGCCAGAAACGUGAAAGGGAAGAGCGAGAGGCCACCACUGACCAGAGAGAGAUACGUGAGAGACGUGAACGUGGAGUACGUGAGCCCCAAGAUGAUGGAAGGAGACAAUAUGAGUCAGUGAGGUACGAGAAAACCCAAGAGACUGACGUGAAGAUUCAACGCGUGUCCCGGGAAGCAGAGCCACGUGAGGAUGUGGAAAGGAAGGAUUGUUGCCAUGAGAGGGGAGAACCAGAGGAUGCAGGGAAGAUUUUCUGGGGAAGAGAGAGAAAAGAGCCUGUGCGGGAGAGGACCAUCAGUCACCAACGAGAGCUGGAUUUAGAGGUCAUUGAGCACCGCAGGCGCCAGACAGGUGAAAGGGAAGAGCGAGGGGAGCUGAGAGAGACACGCGAGAGACGCGAAGGUGAAAUCCAUGGUCCCCAAGAUGAUGGUAGGAGACAACAUGAAUCAGUGAGGUACGAGAGAACCCGAGAGACAGCAGAAGCAGCAGCAGAAGCUGACGUGAAGAUUCGACGUGUGUCCCGGGAAGUGGAGCCAUGUGAGGAUAUAGAAAGGAGAGAUCGUCGCCGUGAGGGGGGAGAACCAGAGGAUGCAUGGAGGAUUUGCCCAAGAAGAGAGACAGAAGAGCCCAUGCGGGAGAGGACCAUCAGUCGCCAACGAGAUCUGGACUUAGAGGUCAUUGAGCGACGCAGUGAGCAGACCCGUGAGAGACGUGAAGAGGAAACACGCGACCGUGAAGGUGAUGGAAGGAGACAACGUGAGUCAGUGAGAUACGAAAGGAGCCGAGAGACUGCAAUAGCAGCAGCAGAAGCUGAUGUGAAGGUCCAACGCGUGUCCCGGGAAGUGGAGCCACGUGAGGAUGUGGAAAGGAGGGAUCGUCUCCGCGAUAGGGGAGAACCGGAGGAUGAGAGGAGGGUUUCCAGAAGAAGAGGGAGAGACGAGCCCAUGCAGGAGAGGACCAUCAGUCACCAACGAGAGCUGGACUUGGAGGUCAUUGAGCGCUGCAGCUGCCAGACAGGUGAAAGGGAAGAGCGAGAGGCCAUCACUGACCAGAGAGAGAUACGCGAGAGACGUGAACGUGAAAUAUAUGAGCCCCAAGACGUUGGAAGGAGACAACGUGAAUCAGUGAGGUACGAGAGAACCCGAGAGACUGCAGUAGCAGCAGCAGAAGCUGACUUGAAGAUUCGACGUGUGUCUCGGGAAAUAGAGCCAUGUGAGGUUGUGGAAAGGAAGGAUCAUCACCGUGAGAGGGGAGAACCAGAGGAUGCACGGAGGAUUUGCCCAAGAAGAGAGACGGAAGAGCCCGUGUGGGAGAGGACCAUCAGUCGCCAACGAGAUCUGGACUUAGAGAUCAUUGAGCGACGCAGUGAGCAGACCCGUGAGAGACGUGAAGAGGAAACACGCGAGCGUGAAGGUGAUGGAAGGAGACAACGUGAGUCAGUGAGAUACGAAAGGAGCCGAGAGACUGCAAUAGCAGCAGCAGAAGCUGAUGUGAAGGUCCAACGCGUGUCCCGGGAAGUGGAGCCACGUGAGGAUGUGGAAAGGAGGGAUGGUCACCGUGAGACAGAAGAACCAGAGGAUGAGGGGAAGUCUUACUGGAGAAGAGAGAAGGAAGGGCCCACGUGGGAGAGGACCAUCAGUCGCCAGUGGGUUCAGGACCUGGAGGCUGUUGACCGCCGCAGCCGCCAGACACGUGAACGGGAAGAGCGAGAGGCCACCGCUGACCAGAGAGAGACAAGACAGAGACGUGAAGUAGAAACACAUGAGCAUGAAGAUGAUGGAAGGGGACAACAUGAGUCAGUGAGGUAUGAAAGGAGCCGAGAGACUGCCGUAGCAGCAGCAGAAGCCGAUGUCAAGAUUCGACGCGUGUUCAGGGACAUGGAGCCACGUGAGGAUGUGGAAAGGAGGGAUAAUUGCCGUGAGUGCAGAGAACCGGAGGAUGAGAAGAGGGUUUCCAGAAGAAGAGAGAGAGAAGAGCCUGUGUGGGAGAAGACCAUCAGUCACCAACGAGAGCUGGACUUGGAGGUUGUUGAGCGCCGCAGCCACCAGACACGAGAAAGGGAAGAGCCAGAGGCCACCACUGACAGGAGAGAGAUACGUGAGAGACGUGAACGUGAAAUACGUGACCUGAAAGAUAAUGGAAGGAGAGAACGCGAGUCAGUGAGGUACGAGAGAACCCGAGAGACUGCAGUAGCAGCAGCAGAGGCCGAUGUGAAGAUCCAACGCGUGUCUCAGGAAGUGGAGCCACGAGAAGAUGCGGGAAGGAGGGCUCAUCACCGUGAGAGGAGAGAACCGGAAGAUGAAGUGAGGACUUGCCAGGGAAGAGAGAGGAAAGAGCCCGUGGGGGAGAGGACCAUCAGUCGCCAGCGGGAGCAGGACCUGGAGAUCAUUGAGCAACGCAGCCGCCAGAAACGUGAAAGGGAAGAGCGAGAGGCCACCACUGACAGGAAAGAGAUACGCGAGAGACAUGAACGUGAAGUACGUGAUCCCCAAGAUGAUGGAAGGAGACAACGCGAGUCAGUGAGGUACGAGAGAACCCGAGAGACUGCAGUAGCAGCAGCAGAAGCCGAUGUGAAGAUCCAACGUGUGUCCCAGGAAGUGGAGCCACGAGAGGGUGUGGAAAGGAGGGAUUGUCGCCGUGAGAGGGGAGAACCAGAGGACAAGAGCAGGUCCUACGAAGGAAGAGAGAGGGAAAAGUCCAUGCAGGAGAGGACCAUCAGUUGCCAGCAAGGGCAGGACCUGGAGGUCAUUGAGCGCUGCAGCCACCAGACACAUGAACGGGAAGAGCGACGUGGCGUUAGAUCCCACAGAGAGGCCCAUGAGAGAAGCAACCUGCAGAUACUUGAAGAAGAUGAGGAGAGAGAGAUUCUGUACCGCCGUCAAAUAAAUGAGGCACCACGUGAGAGCAGCCCCGGUGAACCCUUAGAAGACCAGGAGUGCCAGAGCCGCAGGCUUUUACCUGAGGAAGGGGUGUGUGAUCCAAACAGGUGCCGUGUCCCCAAAGGCGAAGGAUCAAGGCCCGAGAAGUUCCUCUACCGAACCGUGGAGGUAGAUGACAGCGACAGCCCUCCAGGAGAGCCGGCGUCUGUCUCUGACGUGAGGGUCCAUUAUAUCCCCGCUGAGCCCGAUGUCCAGCCAGAGGUGCAGGUCCUCCCUCCAUCCUGCAAGGCUGAGAACAUCGCGUACUUAAUCCACGUGAUCCAGAAUUUGAACGACCCUGAAGCUACCACCUACGAGAUCGUCUGCCACCAGCCUAACGACCAGGGGCCGCCCAUCUAUGUGAAGAAGUGCUACGUGUCACCCCAGCCGCUGGCAGCCCCGCGUGACAGGAGCAACGCCCCAGAGCCACGACCUCAGAGGGAUGAGAGAGAAGCAGGAGAGCCUGAAGGACCACGGGAAGGUGGUACCCCAGCUUCUAGCUUCAAGGAGAAGACAGGGCGUCUUGAUGAGCUGGAGGAGAAGUCUGAACCAGAGCUGAAAGAAGGAGCUCAGCGGGCUUCUGCCUUCGAGAUGGAUGGUGUUAAGGAUGACCCUGGCUUGGCAAAGACAAAGGAGGACAGGAGUGACAGCCGGCGCACCACGAUGCCUGACCUGGAAGAGGAACAUCAACCCCAAGGAGAUGGAUCAAAAGCUGCCAGGGAGAGUGUCCCACAGGAGCCUGAAUCCAGCUUCCAGGUGAGGGAGCGUGAGGACAGGGAAAGGAAGAGAUGCCCACCUCUGCCCCAGACUCUGGAGCCACGGGAAGCUGCUGAAAAGAGCCGUCCUCAACCGUCCCGGAAAGAUGAAGCCAGCCACUGCCAUGAGGAUGUAGAACUUGCCCCACCAGUGAAGGGCCGACAGCUGCGGCAGGAGGAGACCACCAAGAGAAGAUCCCAGCAAGUGAGUGAUUCUCAGCCUCAACAGGAGGAGGAACCACGUCAUCACACCAAGCAGCGCCAGGGUCCCCCUGCCCCCCAAGUCUCACGGGAGGCUGAGGACACAGACAAGGCAUCUUAA
Cuculus canorus (common cuckoo) is the source of this 6673-nucleotide messenger RNA. Its product is annotated as trichohyalin. Gene Ontology annotation, molecular function: transition metal ion binding. Gene Ontology annotation, biological process: regulation of phosphatidylinositol 3-kinase/protein kinase B signal transduction; cellular response to cytokine stimulus; positive regulation of cell cycle G1/S phase transition. The record is from RefSeq and is a predicted model, not a curated record. The transcript has 2 exons. Gene Ontology annotation, cellular component: cytoplasm. NCBI's taxonomy places the organism in Eukaryota, Metazoa, Chordata, Aves, Cuculiformes, Cuculidae. The coding region runs from base 449 to 6673 and encodes 2074 amino acids.